UUAUAAUUUGGGAAAGAAAAGGAGAUAUUUUAUUUUUUUAGGAAAAAGUCUCUAUCGCGUCGGGUUGGUAUUUGGCGGGAAAUCCAGUAUUGAGAACGCAGGGAGUUCCGAAAAUGGCGAAUCGGCUUAUCAGUGAAAUCGGUCUUCCGAACUCCAUUGCCAACAUCUUUGCAGCUCGUAACAUCAAAACUGCUAAGGAUGCACUUUCUUUAACAGAAUUUGAGCUAAUAGAGUUACUGGAUGUUGGGUUAGCAGAGGUGAUUUCUGCGCUUACGUACAUUAGUGAAAUGGUCUGCCCUCCCUUUCUAACAGCAUUAAUGCUUUUGGAGCAACGUGUUCAAAAAGAGCACUUGGCUGGCCAUCUUCCUACAAGAUUGAUGGGUUUAGACAAGGCUUUGUGUGGCGGGAUUCCUUUUGGUGUUGUCACUGAGCUGGUUGGUCCAGCAGGGGUUGGAAAAACACAAUUUUGCUUGAAGCUGGCGUUACUAGCUUCACUUCCUUCAAGCUGUGGUGGCUUAGAUGGCCAUGUUAUUUAUAUUGACGUGGAGUCCUAAUUCAAUUCACGAAGAUUUGGCAAGCUUUUGUAAUAAAUUAUGAGUUCAGACUUCAGAACAUUGAAGCAUCCUGUUCUGCUCUAAUGCUCCAACCUUCCGUAUCUUACUACUACCCAACGAGGUGAGCGUCCGUGCGGAGGUAUUGUGUUUUCUGUGAUUUAGAUGCAUCAUUUUUUAUUAUGUUCUGUGUAUCAGAAACUUCAGUUUGCAUACUCUUGAUGUGCGUUUUAUGCUGGUUUAAUAUAUGUUCUUGUGGA
This is a messenger RNA of Amaranthus tricolor (Joseph's coat), 811 nucleotides long. Its product is annotated as DNA repair protein RAD51 homolog 2. The coding region runs from base 114 to 554 and encodes 146 amino acids. Gene Ontology annotation, cellular component: replication fork; Rad51B-Rad51C-Rad51D-XRCC2 complex. Gene Ontology annotation, molecular function: double-stranded DNA binding; single-stranded DNA binding; ATP-dependent DNA damage sensor activity. The transcript is spliced from 5 exons. The record is from RefSeq and is a predicted model, not a curated record. Gene Ontology annotation, biological process: double-strand break repair via homologous recombination. NCBI's taxonomy places the organism in Eukaryota, Viridiplantae, Streptophyta, Magnoliopsida, Caryophyllales, Amaranthaceae.